GUAGUGUAAACUUUACUGGUUCAAACGUUUGGAACUACACUAACCACAACAGUGAACGAACCCCAACUUCUUAUUUUGCUAAAAUGCCCACAUAUUCUCAUUAAAUUUACCAUUUGCACCACUACAACUCCCAUUUCCUCCCCCUUCUUCCUCCUCCUUCUUCCUCCUCCUCCUCCUCUCAAAUUCCUCCAUUCCUACAUUCUCUCACAUUUUCACUUCUCUCAAAAAUGGUUCACCCUGUUGUCUCCAUCGAGAACGACGAAGAGAGCUCCCUGUUGCUCCAGUCCACCGCCGGGGACCUUUCAUGGCGUUUGAACUUCGAUGGCUUUCAGUUAUCUCCAGAGCAUAAAGAGAAGAAGCCCUCUCGUCCACUUCAUGAUUGCCUUGGGGUUUUGAGUCCUGAAGAUUAUGUAGCUGAGUACUACCAGCAGCAGGUAGAGAUGCUUGAGGGAUUUAAUGAAAUGGAUGCUUUAACUGAUCGUGGUUAUGUUCCUGGAAUGUCAAAGGAAGAACGUGAAAAUUUAGCAAAAAGUGAAACAUUUGCAAUCAGAAUAUCAAAUAUUGCCAAUAUGGUUUUGUUUGCAGCUAAAGUAUAUGCAUCCAUCAGAAGUGGUUCCUUAGCUAUAAUUGCAUCCACACUGGAUUCACUUCUUGACCUGUUAUCUGGUUUCAUUCUAUGGUUCACUGCAUUUUCCAUGCAAACACCAAACCCCUACCAGUAUCCUAUUGGCAAAAAGCGCAUGCAGCCGUUGGGCAUUCUUGUUUUUGCCUCUGUUAUGGCAACUCUUGGAUUACAGAUAAUACUGGAGUCAAUUCGGACUCUCCUAUUAGGUGAUUCUGUGUUCAACUUAACCAAGGAACAAGAGCGAUGGGUUGUGGGCAUUAUGAUUUCAGUUACUAUAGUGAAACUAGUCUUAAUGGUCUACUGCCGUACUUUCACCAACGAGAUAGUCAAAGCAUAUGCCCAAGAUCAUUUCUUUGAUGUAGUCACCAAUGCAAUCGGCCUUGUUGCUGCUCUCCUUGCUAAUUAUAUAGCUGGCUGGAUCGACCCUCUUGGAGCUAUUAUUCUGGCUUUAUACACUAUACGCACGUGGUCGAUGACGGUAUUGGAAAAUGUGAACUCCCUUGUCGGAAGAUCAGCUGCCCCUGAGUAUCUACAGAAGCUAACCUACUUAUGUUGGAACCAUCACAAAGCCAUCAGACAUAUUGACACGGUCCGAGCGUAUACAUUUGGAUCACACUACUUUGUCGAGGUCGAUAUCGUCCUGCCUGGAGACAUGCCACUGGAAGAGGCUCACGACAUAGGUGAAUCCCUGCAAGAAAAGCUCGAGCUGUUACCGGAAAUUGAGAGGGCCUUUGUUCAUCUUGAUUACGAGUACAAGCAUAAACCGGAGCACGCACAGGCACACUCUUAGAACAACAAGGCAAUAUGGUAAUUUCUUCUCUUCAACUCUAAAUCCCGCAUGUUCAUUUAUGUGGUAGUAAAAUUGCAAUAACGACGUGGUUUUGAGUUGUGUAAAUUUGUGCCUAAUUCUGCGUGAAUGAUGAUGAGGAAUUUCUUUGGUGAUUUUAGAAGAAAAUUUAGAGCAACAAACCAAAGAAGAAUCUUUUAGUGGCUGUCAGGUAAUUGUAUAAAAAUAGAAAAUUCUUAAGCCAUCAUUUCUCCUUAAA
This is a messenger RNA of Cucumis melo (muskmelon), 1671 nucleotides long. Its product is annotated as metal tolerance protein 11. The coding region runs from base 228 to 1415 and encodes 395 amino acids. The transcript is spliced from 6 exons. NCBI's taxonomy places the organism in Eukaryota, Viridiplantae, Streptophyta, Magnoliopsida, Cucurbitales, Cucurbitaceae. Gene Ontology annotation, cellular component: membrane. The record is from RefSeq and is a predicted model, not a curated record. Gene Ontology annotation, biological process: monoatomic cation transport; transmembrane transport. Gene Ontology annotation, molecular function: manganese:proton antiporter activity.